AAAUAAAAAAGGCCAAAAAUACAAAACAGAGAACAACCGCAUUGGGCAUUUUCACGCACAUUUUGCGCGGCCGACAAGAAGUGCCCGGACCGUCACAAGUUUUGCGCCGUCUCCGGCCGAGCCGACGUUGUCGCACUCAUGUUCCGUCAACGAACAAGUUCGCAAAAGCCCGCCGACGACCUGCUGGCCAAUUUCAGGCAACAAUUCCCUGAAGUGGCCGUCGUCGGCUCAUCCGCCACUACAGCCGCUCCGGCUAGAACGGCAACCGCGGGGCAGCAUGUCGAUGUCCCCGGCACCGGACCGGAAAGGUCCCAUAGCAUCAGCCAUGAAGCGUUCCGGGACCAAGACCCCACCCCACGGGCAUCGAACGAUCCCUGGCGGUUCACACCGUCCUUGCUAGACCCGGGCACAUUCUCGUUCGCCAACUUUCCAAAUCAACCCCCCGGGUACUAUACCCCGACCCCGGGUGGGACCAAUACCAUUUACCACCCGCAGGCCGGCGACCUUCACACGCCCACUCUGGGUCUGGGUAUGGGCCUCGGGACCCCGUUAUCAAUGCCAAAUUCCGAGGGCGCAAUACACCCGGGCACGGUACACUCGGGCGCGGUACACGCGGGUGCGGUACACGCGAGCGCAGCACCGAUGGAUAUGACUGGUUUUCACCCCGGCUUUCACCCCCAACCGUUCCAGCAGUUCAACCCCUUCAUCCAACCUCCUCCACCACAGCCGUCAUUCGCACCGUCGUCAUUCAUGCACCAAGAUACCGGGUACGAAACGAUGGACCAGGGGUCGCCAAUGGAUUCCGACCAUGCCGACGAACGGAUCCGAACUAUCGACGCCAAUUUUCAGAGCCAGUCCCCCAUGGUGGCUUUCCAAACAAGACAGUUCGGAAUGGCCACGUCCGUACCUCUCCCGGCGUCGGCCGAGAAGUUCCGCUUCCACUCGGCUCUCAACGCGCCGACCGCUAUGAUCAAGCACGCCGACGAGAUCCCCGUUACUUACCUAAAUAAGGGCCAAGCGUACUCGUUAUCCAUCGUCGAUACGAUGCCUACGCUCCCCAUUGUGCCGGGCACGCGGUUCCGGACCUUUGUGCGUGUCUCGUUUGAGGACGAGCAGCAGCGGCAGAAGCCAGGGGUGUGCUGGAGCCUAUGGAAGGAAGGACGCGGGACAAACGAGGCCCAUCAAAGAGGAGGAAAACUGCAGGCGGUCGAGUAUGUCGAGGCGGGGCAGCCGGCAGAGGGGGACGACAAGAAGACGCGCAUCGAGUUGGAGACCUCGUCAUUUGACGGCUUCUCGGUCGUCUGGACUCCCGGUGUGAACGGGGCGGCCGUCGAGUGCAACAUUGCCGUCCGCUUCAACUUUCUUUCGACCGACUUCAGCCAUUCCAAGGGCGUUAAGGGUAUCCCCGUCAGGCUCUGCGCCAAGACGCACCUCCUGCCGGCGGACGGGUCGCCCCCGACAGACACCAAUAACGCCCCGGAGAUCUGCUACUGCAAGGUCAAGCUGUUCCGCGACCAUGGAGCUGAGCGCAAGCUCUCCAACGACGUGGCACACAUCCGCAAGACCAUUGACAAGCUAAAGCAGCAGAUCGCGCAGGCCGAGAGCGGCAUGAAGGAUUUCGGCAAGCGCAAGAGAACAGCGGGCGGGUCGCAAAUGAAAGGACAGAGCGGGCAACGCCCCGGCAAGGUGCAGAAGCACAAGCGCACGUGGUCCAUGUCCUCUGCCAGCUCGGCUGGCGGCGGCGCGCGGGUACCCCUAGAAGAGGACCUCCACUUCAAGCUCCAAACCCUCCAGGACAUGUUCACCAGCACCCGCCCCGUGAGUAUACUGUACCUACGCGGCGAGGAGCUCGACGACCCGGACCUCCACCCGGUCUCCCUCCCCGGCGAGUCCCUCGAUCUCAGCAAGGUUGAGUCCCGCGACAGCAACGCUUGGCGCAGCGGGCGGAGCUCCGUCACCGGUUCCUCCCUGGUCUCACCAUCCCCAAGCUCGCUCUCGCUCCACUCCCAGGCCUCGGUUAGCGGCAAGCCGCCUCAAUGGCAGGACUACCAAAUGGGCGGCAACACUUCGGACCCCUCCUCACGCGACAAUAGCCGUCCCCUUCAACACCAACCUACCCGAGUCCGCCAGGUCGACGAGGCCGGAAACCUGACGGGCUGGAUUGAAGCCCUCGGCGUCGACGCCUCUUACCGCCCGCCUGCCGACCGCGCUGCCCCCAAGCCCAUUGCUUGCUUCUACGUCGCGCGCCGCACACCUUCCGGGGACCCCUCGGCAGCGGCCGGGCAUGACCUCCACCGCGCCGUCUACCUCACCCAGCGCUCAGUACGCGACCUAGUCGGGCGCCUCGCAGCCAAGUGGCAGUUCGACCCGGCCCGCGUGAUGCGCACCGUACACGUGGUCGAGCCGCGCGGCCUCGAGGUCGAAGUCGACGACGACGUCAUCCGCGAGCUGCCCGAGGGCCUGGACAUGACGCUCGAGAUCGUCGAGAUCGGCAGCCCCCCCGCUGGCGGCGGCGGCGCCGUCAAGCGCGAGUGGGAGAUGGCGCUCGACGCCCCCGGCGAAUCGGACCUGCCCUCGCCGGAGAGCAAUGCCGCGCUCGGUGUGAUUGAGCUGCGGCUGCGGUACUGAAAGGAGGGCGGGGUGUUGUUGAUGAUAUUUUAUUUACAUAUGUGAUGGGGAUGACAUGGUUUGGGCUGGAGAGGAAACACAUCACUCUAUGCGUGGAUAAAUAGGGGUAGGGUAAGGUCGGUUGGGCGUCUUUGUCUCUCGGGCGCAGUUUGGCUCG
This is a messenger RNA of Chaetomium fimeti, 2785 nucleotides long. Its product is annotated as CP2 transcription factor-domain-containing protein. Gene Ontology annotation, biological process: regulation of transcription by RNA polymerase II. NCBI's taxonomy places the organism in Eukaryota, Fungi, Ascomycota, Sordariomycetes, Sordariales, Chaetomiaceae. Gene Ontology annotation, molecular function: RNA polymerase II cis-regulatory region sequence-specific DNA binding; DNA-binding transcription activator activity, RNA polymerase II-specific. Gene Ontology annotation, cellular component: nucleus. The transcript has 3 exons. Bases 139 to 2628 code for a protein of 829 amino acids. The record is from RefSeq and is a predicted model, not a curated record.